Molecule: messenger RNA, 3869 nt
Organism: Felis catus (domestic cat)
Lineage: Eukaryota; Metazoa; Chordata; Mammalia; Carnivora; Felidae
Gene: B3GALT6
Product: beta-1,3-galactosyltransferase 6
Exons: 1
Coding region: 186-1175 (329 amino acids)
Biological process (GO): glycosaminoglycan biosynthetic process
Cellular component (GO): membrane
Molecular function (GO): UDP-galactosyltransferase activity
Source: RefSeq, a predicted model, not a curated record
GCGGAAGUGGCCGCGCGGCCCUCCCGAGGCAACCAACGAGAAGGGCGCGCGUGCCCACGUGACGGAAGCCCACGUGACGGAAGCCCACGUGACGGAAGCCCCGUACCCCUCCGCGUCCGCCGCGGGGGGACGCGGCCUGCGCGCCAGCCGCGGAGCCUCGGGCGCCUCCCGUGCGCGCGCGCGCCAUGAAGCUGUUGCGGCGCGCGUGGCGGCACCGGACGGCGCUGGCCCUGGGCGGCCUGGCGCUCUGCGGCGCCGGGCUGCUCUACCUGGCCCGCUGCGCCGCGGACGGCCCCCGCCCGCCGCCCGGCCGCAGCCCCCCGCCCGCCGGGCCCGCACGCGCCGCCGCCUUCCUGGCCGUGCUGGUGGCCAGCGCGCCCCGGGCGGCCGAGCGGCGCAGCGUGGUCCGCGGCACGUGGCUGGCGGCGGCGCGGCGCGGCGGCCCGGGCGACGUGUGGGCGCGCUUCGCCGUGGGCACGGGCGGCCUGGGCGCCGAGGAGCGGCGCGCCCUGGAGCGCGAGCAGGCGCGGCACGGCGACCUGCUGCUGCUGCCCGCGCUGCGCGACGCGUAUGAGAACCUCACCGCCAAGGUGCUGGCCAUGCUGUCCUGGCUGGACGAGCACGUGGCCUUCGAGUUCGUGCUCAAGGCCGACGACGACUCGUUCGCGCGGCUGGACGCGCUGCUGGCCGAGCUGCGCGCGCGCGAACCCGCGCGUCGCCGUCGCCUCUACUGGGGCUUCUUUUCGGGCCGCGGCCGCGUCAAGCCCGGGGGCCGCUGGCGCGAGGCCGCCUGGCAGCUCUGUGACUACUACCUGCCCUACGCGCUGGGCGGCGGCUACGUGCUCUCGGCCGACCUGGUGCACUACCUGCGUCUCAGCCGCGAGUACCUGCGCGCCUGGCACAGCGAGGACGUGUCGCUGGGCGCCUGGCUGGCGCCGGUGGACGUCCAGCGCGAGCACGACCCGCGCUUCGACACCGAGUACAAGUCCCGCGGCUGCAGCAACCAGUACCUGGUGACUCACAAGCAGAGCCUGGAGGACAUGCUGGAGAAGCACCAGACGCUGAUGCGGGAGGGCCGCCUGUGCAGGCAGGAGGUGCAGCUGCGCCUGUCCUACGUCUACGACUGGUCCGCGCCCCCCUCGCAGUGCUGUCAGAGGAAGGAGGGCAUCCCCUGAGCUGCGGCCGCAGCCGACCCGCCGCGAGUCGCACGGAGGCCGGGACAGGGGCCCCAAGGCGGCCGCCGCCGCGACGGUCGUUCAGGGCCCUGUGAGGCAGCCGCUGAGGCGGCCUCCCGCCGGCCUUGCACGGGCACGGCUGACGGGUUCUGGCCGGGCGUCCGGAAGGAGCCCAGCCCUCAAGGGGACCUGGCUUCUGCGGCGACCGGUAGGGUUUUCAGGCAGACGCCAAGCGGCGGCGGACAGCUCGCAGGUCCCAGCUCCGGUGGGCGCGCCCAGGGCCGUGCACCCCAGCGGCCGCCACCGGGCCUCGCUCGGGAGCGUCUUGUUCUGGGCCUGGGAGGCCCCUGGGGCUUGCCAGGGCAGCACCUUACGUCCAGGUAGAAACGUCCGGUCCCUGGAUCUCAGCCGGCAUCGGCCUGGCCGUGAAGACGCCCAGCUUUGGGCGAGCUGGCAGGGCUUUGCCGCCGCGCCCGGGCCUGUCCUUCUCCCGACGUAGGGGCCAGCAGCAGCGAGAGGCUGGAGCUGACGGGCACUUGCGGACCUGACCGCAGAGAAAGAAUCUGGACUCGUUCAGGGGUGGGGACUGUGCCUUGUCCUGCAUCCUGUGGUGACCGUCCACGUAGGAAAUCACUGCCCAGAGAGCCGCGGCUGCAGGGAUCUGACCCUCGGGCCCUUGCAUGUUGCACCUUCGCUGCGACGCGCUCCAGUGGCUUUUCAUCCGAAUUGCUGUAGCCGUAUCGAGUUAGGUUACCUGCUUCUGUGUUUCGUGUUGGUACCAUUUGUCACGUGCAAGUCUAGGGUUUACACUUGGUGUCACUGUUUCACAGCCUCAGUGGUGUUUUGGUCUGUGUCGCUCCAAAGUGAAUCUGUGAUCAGUGUGCUUCGGCGCGAGUCUGUGACUUAUAAAUAUUGUAAAUUCGUGUAGAUAAGAGUUUUAAGUUGGGAGCGUGUGGGUCUCAGUAUAUUUUUUAAAUUAUUUAAGGGAGACUUUUCUAUCAGAACUUGGAAUUUGUGGAUUAAUCUGUUUUUACAGCUUGAGUUGUAGGCUCGUUGCUGCAUGUGUGUUUAAAUGUGGAAGAAUUCUAAAAUUGCCCAUUUCUCUUUCUAGUUGACACUGGAAAGUCGGUCCCGUUGUCUCUUUCUGAAAAGACUCCUUUUAAGGCUUCCUCGCGGCCGUGCAGGCCAAAGUGUUCCUCACACGCACAUCUGUUAUUUUAGACUCUGGGCCCAAGUUCCAGGAAUCUGAACCCUUGCAAGUAUCGGUGAGGUGUCCGUCGUUCUGUCUUUAGAAAGGCUUCGCCGGCUGCCGCGUCCUUUUGGAGACAGAACGCAUUUACGUGCACCGCCCCCCUGACCGAUCACCCCUCUCAAACCUGGACACAUCCUCGGACACUCGGGCUCCCUUUUUUCCCCAUUAAAUGUGAAAGUGAGUGCUGUGACCGUCACAGAAGUCAAAUAGAGAGGCUCCGGGACAGCCGCGAGCCCCUCCCGGUGCAGUGGUGUGUGGUCCUACAGAGCUCUUCUGGGGUCUGACCUGGGUUUGCUGUCUGGGGAGCCUGGCCACGCGGCCAGUGUCCGCACUGCACCUCGGGCAACGCAAACAGAAGGCACAGACCUCUGACCUGCCACUCUCUGGUGUUCUUGGGCCGUGGAUCGUAAGAGCGGGCGUCUUAGCUUGGGCCGCGGUAACAAAACGCCACAGAUGUGUGUCCCUCACAGUCUGCAGGCUCUAAAAUCACAUGUGAUCCGCCCCACCUGGGCUGGGUGGUGAGGGCCCUCUUCCCGGCCUGCAGGCGGCUGCCUUCUCACCGCGGCCUUGUGACGGGAGAGAGCCAAAGCGAGUGCCUGGUGUCUCUUUUUACAAGGACGCUGAUCCCACCAGAGGGCCCACCCGCAUGACCUCAGCUACCACCACCUCCAGAUACUAUCACAUUGGAAGUUGAGGCUUCAGUCUGAGUCUGGGGGCAUGUAGUCCACAGCGGCAGGUUUGGGUUAUUUUUGUUGAAAGGUAGAAGGAUAUCUGGAGUUUGGAGUCUUGGGCCAGAAGGAAGCGGGGGAUGGUCUCGUGGUUGCGAUUCUCCUACCUUUAGAAGGUGGAAGCCGGGCCAGAGAGGUCCCAAGAUCUGACAGAUUCUGAUUACAAGGUGAACGUCGGCUUUCUGAUUGGCCAGUUCGAGCCAGGACUGACCUUCCCCCUGUGAACACCUGGUUCACAGGACAAGGGUUCACAAGAGGAGCCAGGUUUGGGGACACCGGGGUGAGCAGAAUGGGACCCUGCCGACCUUUUUCACCUGAACGUGUUGUGUGAACGUCAGGAUCGUCGAGGGAGUUGGCGUGUGCCCGUGUCCAUCCUUCUUCUGCAGACAGCUUGCCGGCACCCACGUGCCGGGGGCAGAGCCAGGCUCCGAGCCCAGGGGUGGACCUCUGAUCCCUGCCCUGCGUUGCAGUCCUGCUGUAGUUUCCGGUUCCUCCAGAGCACACCCCGUGGGAAGGAAGCAUGGCAGCCAUGUCCAAGGCCCCCUUGUAAAAAAUCUAAAAACCCAGACGUGUCUCUUGAGGCGAGGGGGACCUACGAGACUGAGCAUUCGCUUGAAUCACAUGAAGGUGCCAGUAUGCAACCAGUUUUGACAAAAAUGGAAACUUCCUAUUGUUCAGCCGAAAUCAUUAAAUUUCCAUACAGAACAAACCCUC